This is a messenger RNA of Xenopus laevis (African clawed frog), 5434 nucleotides long. It is a transcript of the gene sp3.S, whose product is annotated as Sp3 transcription factor S homeolog. Gene Ontology annotation, cellular component: nucleus. The transcript has 5 exons. Gene Ontology annotation, biological process: regulation of transcription by RNA polymerase II. The coding region runs from base 698 to 2896 and encodes 732 amino acids. Lineage: Eukaryota; Metazoa; Chordata; Amphibia; Anura; Pipidae. Gene Ontology annotation, molecular function: DNA-binding transcription factor activity, RNA polymerase II-specific; RNA polymerase II cis-regulatory region sequence-specific DNA binding. The record is from RefSeq and is a predicted model, not a curated record.
CCUGUUUGAAACGAAUUUUAUUGUGACACGUUUAUAAAGAAAGUAACAGUACAGCAGUCGCCAUCAGAUAUCCAGCGCCCCACGGCAAUUGGAAGGCCCGGCUACUACGCUAGGAACCUAGGCCUUUGCUUAUUGUCUACGAAAGUAAACAGAGCGCGCGCACGUCACGCAAACUUCGCAGGAAGCCCGCGCACACUUUAGGGACGGUGGAAAAAAAAAACCAAAAUCAAGUGAGCGGCGUACAACUGGGCCAAUCGGUGGUCUUUCACGAGACUUCACCAACCAGUCGCAGCGAAGGAGAAGGGCGGGCAGUCGUGCGUGUGACGUCACGCGUCCCCCGUACUGGAUGGAAGCCCCACCCUUUGUGUUUCCCGCACCGUCAAUCAUAAUAGGGGGAAAAAAAAAUCCCGCGCCUGGCUCUCUCCGUCCGCAGCGCUGCUCGGGAUUAUUAUAAUAACUAUGGCCCGCGCCUGAAUAAACCGAGCGCGGCCCGCCAGUGUGGGGUUUGGUGCGAACUGGGGGUUUUUACUAAUCCUGCCACAAACACAAUGACCGGUACGUAAUCAAGUCCCGCCCGCGGCUAGUAGCUAACGGUGGCCCUAGCGAGUGAGCGUCCGAGCGCCUCAGUGACAGGGAUUGGGGUACAGGGACGCGGCGGAGUGGGAAAGCGGUAACUAUGGCGCUGUGUUAGCCUUCCAUGCUCCGUCAUCUCUUGUCUUUGUCCCCAGCUCCGGAGCAGCCCGUCAAACGAGAAGAAAUGGCCGCCCUGGAAGUAGACGGUCAGAGUGAAUAUCUGCAGCAACACGGAGACAGCAGCAGCGCCGGCGAUGACAGCGACCAAGGCGGUGGGCAGACAGAGGAUUUGGCAUCAGUGCAGAUUUCAGGAGGCCCAAAUAGAUGGGAAGUAUUGACUCCUGCACAGGCUGCUUUAAAAGAUGAAGCUGGAAACAUUGUACAGAUUCCAGGUGGUGCUACAGUAACAUCAAGUGGACAGUAUGUUCUGCCAAUUCAGACUCUGCAAAACCAACAUUUGUUUUCUGUAGCACCAGGAUCAGACACUGCUAAUGGUACUUUGUCUAAUGUCCAAUAUCAAGUAAUACCACAGCUCCAGACAUCUGAUGGACAACAAGUCCAGCUUGGCUUCACCACUUCCUCUGAUAAUGGAGGCCUGGACCAGGAUGGUGGUCAAAUUCAGUUAAUUCCUGGAAACCAUUCAGGGAGUCUUUUGUCCUCAAGCUCAAACAUAUUAACACAAUCUGGUCAAAUUCAGCAGAUUCAGGGGGUAACCAUUGGGGGUACAUCCUAUGCUGGCCAAACACAAGUUGUUGCGAACGUCCCUCUUGGACUACCUGGUAACAUUACCUUUGUUCCCAUAAAUAGUGUUGACCUUGAUUCUUUAGGUCUGACAGGCAGCACUGAAGCCAUGACCGCAGGCCUUACUGCGGAUGGACAUUUGAUAAGUGGACAAGGUAUAGAAAACUCUGAUAAUUCAGAAAGGACUGCAGAACAUGAACAUGUUUCUCCUGAUGGUGGGGAUCUCAACUCAGAUACAGAUUUGUUUGUGCCAACAUCGUCUUCAUCUCAGCUUCCUGUUACUAUUGAUGGGACAGGAAUGCUUCAGCAAAAUGUAAACAGUUUGACUGACAGUCCAAGUGGGCACAUGCAAACAUCUGAACUCCAUGGAAAUUACAUCCAGACAUCAAUGACUGAUGAGUCACAGAAUAUUCAGGUUUCCACCUCGCAGCCAAUGGUACAGCAGAUUCAACUUCAUGAUAGUCAGCCUACCAGUCAAGCCCAACUUGUGCAGAGCAUUGCACAGCAGGCAAUCCAAGCUGUUCAGGGUGGAGCUCAAGGUUUAUCUUCCCAAGCUUUGCAAAACCUCCAGUUGCAGCUUAACCCAGGAACAUUCUUAAUUCAGGCUCAAACAGUGACUCCUUCUGGCCAGAUUGCUUGGCAGACAUUUCAAGUUCAAGGCGUGCAGAACUUGCAAAAUUUACAGAUUCCAAAUUCUUCUGCGCAACAGAUAACCUUGACACCUGUGCAAACUCUCACACUCGGCCAAGUUUCAGGAGGGGGUACUCCUGUUAGUUUGAAUGCUGGCCAGUUGCCAAAUCUACAGACUGUUACAGUUAACUCUGUUGAUGCAGCUGGAAUACAGUUGCAUCAUAGUGAAAACUCUGACAGCCCUACAGCUAUAAGGAUUAAAGAGGAAGAACCUGAUCCAGACGAAUGGCAACUUCUUGGUGACUCUACUGUGAAUACCAAUGAUUUAACACAUUUGAGAGUCCAGGUUGUUGAUGAUGAGCUGGACCAACCAAACCAAGAGGGAAAAAGACUGAGAAGAGUAGCUUGCACUUGCCCUAAUUGCAAAGAUGGUGCUGGAAGGGGCACCAACCUUGGAAAAAAGAAACAGCACAUUUGUCACAUCCCAGGAUGUGGCAAAGUUUAUGGAAAAACUUCACAUCUGAGAGCCCAUCUUCGCUGGCAUUCAGGGGAACGUCCUUUUGUUUGUACUUGGAUGUUUUGUGGUAAGCGGUUUACUCGAAGCGAUGAGUUACAGCGGCAUAGAAGAACGCAUACUGGUGAAAAGAAGUUUGUCUGCCCUGAGUGUUCCAAACGUUUUAUGAGAAGUGACCACCUUGCCAAACACAUUAAGACACAUCAGAAUAAGAAAGGCAUUCACGCCAGCAGUUCAGUUCUGGCAUCAAUAGAAGCAAAGCCUGAAGAUACCUUGAUAACUACAGACGGAACAACCUUAAUCCUUGCAAACAUUCAGCAGGGUUCCAUAUCUGGCAUAGGAACUAUAAAUACUGGCACCAGCAAUCAAGAUCUCCUUUCCAAUUCCGAGAUCCCUUUACAACUUGUUGCAGUUUCCGGAAAUGAGACAAUUGAGUAAUGAUCCCACGACACCUAUUAAUGUUGGUUAUUUUUAUACAUUAGUGAGAUAAAGAAACCUUGUUCUUGAGUUCUUAGAUAUCUUUUUAUUGAUGUGCAAACUUUUUUUGAUUGAAAGUAACUUGGUUAUAUAUGACACUGAAAUGCCUUACUUUGUAUGCUAUUCCAUAAGUUUGAUGAAAAGGUAAAAUGUGCAUGGCUUUUGUAGGUACUUUUGGAAUCUAGUACAGAUGAUCUAAUUUUACCAUGAUACAUACAAGUAUAAAUAAUGUUGACAGAUGGAAAUGAUAGUCUAACCAAAUGCAUCAAUCCAGUGUGGUUUAGUGUAAAAAAAAAGACAACCCAAAAAUUAAAAAAAAAAAAUACAAAAAGAAACAGAAAAAAAUGAAGAACAUGUUGGUAUUUAUCUAUUGUAAGAUAACAAAGUUGAUGGGUGAAAAAGACGUUAUGAUAAUGAAAUUUUGUAAUUUUCUCAAUGACUGGAAUUUUUUAAGUAUGCAUAACUGACAAAUCACGUUUCCCAGCAAAUACUAUGUAGACUUGGCUUUAUCUUCAUUCACCAACUUAUCAGUUAACAGUCAAAAUAUAUAUAUAUUUUUUUUUUUUAAAAUUAGGUAAAAACUGUACACCGUUUUAAGCAUUUUUCUUGUAAAAAUAUACAGCAAGGUUUUAACAUGGAACUGUAGGCAACGGCUGCUGUCUAAGAAUGUUUUGAAAAGCCAUGUGCAAGAUUUCAUUUGCCAAAACAUGAUCUUGUUCAAAUUGUUUGUCCUGACGGCAAUAUAUAACCAUUGUUGAAAGUAGGUUUAAAAGAAUUUCAAGUGGUUUAAUGUUAUGACUUAAGCACCCACUUUAUGAACACUGGUGGACCAAAAAUGAUUGUGAACUGUGUUUAGCACAUCUUCCUUUCAAUCUUGUGUGUAUCCAACAGCUUCAAACCCUUCAUUGUAAAUUCAUUGUAAAUGAACAAGUAAAGCGUUUGCAAACAUGAUUUUUAUCUUUCCAUAGUCAAACCACAAGGCAUACAAAUCCUAGUCCUGGGUACUGGGGAGAUAUACAUGGGUGUUUAUUUUAUUUUCCUUUCAUUUAGUUUUGUGAAUCGGCAUUUAAACACCUUUUUUUUUUCUUUAUCCUAUUUUCUUUGUUUUGUUGCUUCUACCCAUUAAAAAUUGUAUGUAUCGAAUACAUUUACCUGAUAAAUAUGUAUAUUUUUUUUUUAUUACGUGGCUGUAUUUUCGUUUUAUUUUUUAAUUGUUUAUAUUUGCAACAAUAGAAAAGUGUAAAAAAAAAAAAAAUUUUACAAAGUUACAUUGCAGGAAUGUAAGUGCUAUUCCAUUUUUCUAAGACGUAGUAGAAAUAAAAGAAAAUAAACUGCAGCGGCUCCCAACAGUUCACCUAGUUGCAGGCUUUGUUUGGGUCUCUGUUAUUCCUACCACCUCAGAUUUAAAAAAAAUAAAAGCUACCUUGAAGUCUAUGUUCCAAAUGUAUUAUAACAGUGUGGUAGUUAAUAAAACACUAUUUUCUUUCUUUUGACUUGCUGUUUUGCUAUUCAUUAUCAGAUAAAGAGAGAUGCACCCUUUCCUUGCAAAGUUAAAUGCAGGUAAUUAUUGUAUAUAUUUUAUUCAUGAGCGACAUUUAUGGAGGGGACCUCCCACAUAUAUUUUAAUCCUUUUACGUGCAGCUGCAUCUUAUCACAAUGAGAUAUUAACAAAUAAAAAAAUCUUGCAUUUUUAUCUAUAUAUAUAUAUAUAUAUAUAUAUAUCUUUGAGCAGGAAUCGCUCAAUGGCCUCAAAUCAACAGAAGCCGCGAAUACAUUUUGGGUUUACUGUAAAUAGUUACAGGCUAAAUAUAAAGUAUUUUGACCACUUGUCUCUCUUUACCAAUGUUUAUGAUUGGAAGAUGAAUACUGUAUCAUAGAUGGGUUGCUUAUAUGGUUAAAAUUCUUGUUUUAUGCAUUAACGUCCAUUUCAUAGAUAAAAUGAAAGACUGAUGAGAUUUUGGGGGGUUUUUUUCUUUUUUAAAUCCAUUUAAACGAAUUUGUAAUGUUUUUUUGUCACUUGUAGAUGAUUUUAUUGCAUAGAUUGGAGAAAGUGUUUUGUGUUCUAUGUUUAUGCUUCAGUAUGGUUCUUAAUCCUAGAUGGCUGUAUUUUAAGCAUGUUCCUAUAACUAGCUCACUUAAAAUGUUUGUUUGUUGCCACAAGAGAGACCACUUCGGUAUCACAAAUGCAACGUUAAAUGUUUUUUUCACUUUUUAUUGGGCUCUUCCUACCCUGCUGUUCAAAUUUCCUAUAUAAUACAAUAAUGAUUGUUAAUGUCCAACUUUGUUUUUGUUUUUUGAAAGCCAGAUUUUUAUUUACCUCUCUUAGGUUUAUCAGCUUUCUGGGUCUUUUUAUGAAGAACAUCAUUUCAACAGGAAUCUACAACUUUUGAUAUUAUGCAGCCCUAUUGCAGGCAAGCACCUUACCAUAUAUAUCUGUAACUGCAACAACCAUUGUACAGUUGUAUGUAAUAUUAAAUGUUACGGCUUGUUCACAAAGCA